This is a messenger RNA of Mauremys reevesii (Reeves's turtle), 6962 nucleotides long. It is a transcript of the gene TGFBR1, whose product is annotated as transforming growth factor beta receptor 1. The transcript is spliced from 9 exons. NCBI's taxonomy places the organism in Eukaryota, Metazoa, Chordata, Testudines, Geoemydidae. Gene Ontology annotation, biological process: activin receptor signaling pathway; heart development; cellular response to growth factor stimulus. The record is from RefSeq and is a predicted model, not a curated record. Gene Ontology annotation, molecular function: activin binding; SMAD binding; ATP binding. Bases 869 to 2194 code for a protein of 441 amino acids. Gene Ontology annotation, cellular component: plasma membrane; activin receptor complex.
GUGAAGGUGAGGGGAGGUUUCAUAUUCUAGAUGUUCAAGUUUUCUUUUAAUCUGGACUGGACUAAGCCUUUUGGGUCUUUACACAACUGUUCAUCAUCUUUGCACACACAAUGAAAGGCUGUCCAUUAUCCACUUGACUAUCCACUUGUAUUUGGUUAUGUUACCAGUUGGCUAACAUGAUGCAUCUGUAUAGAGCAUUGGUCAUUUGACUUGGUCAUCACAAGAUUCUGUGGCCUUUCUGGAUUACUUUCCCACAUUAAACAUUUGAAGAAUGGCAUCCUGAUCAUUAGUCAUACGUUUUGCCUCUUUGUAUGCAAUCUCUCAGUGGUCUAGAGAUUAUUCCAGUUUUGGACGAGUGUUCCUCCAAUCCCUGUUCUAAUAGAUUCCAACCCCACCUCCAGUUUGGAUUACUUGUGAGUCACCAACAGUAGAAUGAGUGUGCAAUCAUUCACAGAAGAAGAAACUAUUACUAACCUUUUUGUAACUAUUGCUCUUGGAAAUGUGGUUCACGUGUCCAUUCUGUGAUUUGCUUUUCUUCACCCUUUCUAUCAGUAUCUUUCUGGAAGGAACUGAGGUGGGUCAGAAGUGGCUCCACCCUUUAUGCUUGCAUGCAUGAGGCAGUGUAGGGUGCUUGUACUGCCCUGAUAGAUACCAACCACUCUGGGGGAAAAACUCUCCAACUGUACACUGAAGCACACAUACACCUACAGUGGAAUGGACGCAUGCAACACAUCUCAAAGAACAGCAGUUAUGGAAAGCAUUACAGUGUUUUUGCCAUCUCUGUACAAAAGACAACUUUACAUGUGAGACGGAUGGGCUCUGCUUUGCCUCAGUAACACGGAGUCAAGGCAAAGUCGUACACAAUAGCAUGUGCAUAGCAGAAGUUGAUCUGAUUCCACGAGACAGGCCAUUUAUUUGUGCCCCCUCAUCAAACGAUGAAGUUACUACUACUACGCCUUACUGCUGUGUCACAGACUACUGCAAUAAAAAAGAACUUCAAAUUCCAACGCCAGUCCCUGCUUCCGGAGAAUCCUCUUCUAAUCUGGGACCUGUGGAAUUGGCAGCUAUCAUUGCAGGACCAGUCUGUUUUGUUUGCAUUUCACUAAUGUUGAUUCUGUACAUCUGCCAUAAUCGUACUGUCAUUCAUCAUCGUGUACCAAGUGAAGAAGAUCCCUCACUGGAUCGCCCUUUUAUAUCAGAAGGAACUACUUUAAAAGAUUUAAUUUAUGAUAUGACUACUUCUGGCUCUGGGUCAGGUCUACCUUUACUUGUUCAAAGAACAAUUGCAAGGACUAUCAUACUUCAAGAAAGCAUUGGGAAGGGUCGCUUUGGAGAAGUCUGGCGAGGGAAAUGGAGAGGAGAAGAAGUUGCAGUGAAGAUAUUCUCUUCAAGAGAAGAACGGUCAUGGUUUCGUGAGGCAGAAAUUUAUCAAACUGUUAUGCUACGUCAUGAAAAUAUUCUUGGAUUUAUAGCGGCAGAUAAUAAAGACAAUGGUACAUGGACUCAGCUCUGGUUGGUGUCAGAUUAUCAUGAGCAUGGAUCACUCUUUGAUUACCUAAACAGAUAUACUGUUACUGUGGAAGGAAUGAUAAAGCUAGCUUUGUCCACUGCCAGUGGACUUGCACAUCUUCACAUGGAAAUUGUUGGCACACAAGGAAAACCAGCCAUUGCUCAUAGAGACUUGAAAUCAAAAAAUAUAUUGGUAAAAAAGAAUGGAACAUGUUGUAUUGCGGAUUUAGGACUGGCAGUGAGACAUGAUUCAGCUACAGAUACAAUAGAUAUUGCCCCAAACCACAGAGUGGGAACAAAAAGAUACAUGGCCCCUGAAGUCCUAGAUGAUUCCAUAAAUAUGAAACAUUUUGAGUCUUUCAAGCGAGCCGACAUCUAUGCGAUGGGAUUAGUGUUCUGGGAAAUAGCCCGGCGAUGUUCAAUUGGUGGAAUACAUGAAGACUACCAGUUACCAUACUAUGACCUAGUCCCUUCAGAUCCUUCAGUUGAAGAAAUGAGGAAAGUUGUUUGUGAGCAGAAGCUGAGACCCAAUAUUCCAAACAGAUGGCAAAGUUGUGAGGCAUUACGAGUGAUGGCCAAAAUUAUGCGUGAAUGUUGGUAUGCCAAUGGAGCAGCUAGGCUAACAGCUUUACGCAUUAAGAAAACAUUAUCACAGCUUAGCCAACAGGAGGGCAUAAAAAUGUAAUCCUGGAUUUACUACUGAAGAGCGCUUUAAAGAUCCAUAUCUGAAUCUGGGUGGCAUGUUCAGAAGGUUAAUAGCUCUACCUCACUGAGGGACUAGAAGGAUAUUGCUGCCUUUUGAUUCUUUGUAGGAACAUCAGUUGUUAGCCCUGGGAUUUCUGUGAACAUGGUAAACAGUUAUGUUUGGGUCUUUUUUGUGCACUAUGAACACCUCUUUCCCAGGACAUUUACAAAACGUUGUGUAGUCUAGCUUUAUUUUUAUUAACAUGCAACUCUAUUUUAAAAGUUGAUUACUGGUCUUAACUUUUCAUUAACUGUGCUGAAGACAUGAAGAUCAUUAAGGUUUUGGAGCAGGUUCACUACACUGUGUACAGUGCAUUGAGGGUUCUUAAGUGAUUUUAUUUGUGGUUGGUACAACUGAGUAUUCUGAACCACUGCAAAAAAUUUUUGAUUCAGGUUUUGAAUGUAUUAUUGCAGUAUAACUAUCUAGCUAUUAAGCUUACAUCUAUUGGAUACCUACCUUGAUUUACAAAAAUGACCUCAUUCACUUGUGGGGAACAUAAUUUAUGCAACUAUAUUUUGUAUACUGUUACUGUGCUUUCACUUAUUCAGAACAUUGCAUUGCCUUCAAAAUAGAUUGUGCUAUACCAGUAAGUGCCACUUCUGAGUCUUUCUAAUGCAAAUCAAUAGUAAUAUACAACAUUUAUGGUACUUGUGGUUUCAAAACAGAGUUCAAAAAUGGAAUUAUUUCUUUGUUUAAUGACACAAUUAAUUCUCAAUUUGGCAUGUAGCUGCAUCAUUAUUGGAAUACCUUUCAUUUAACCAAGACCUGAUUAUUAAACCACUGUAAGAAUUUAAAUGGUAUGCAAGUUAGUUAAUUCAGUGUUAUGUUCUAGAACUGUGCAUCACAUGUAAUAAGUUCUAAUUAUUAUAUCUAAGCAGAAUUUUUUUUAAUGAAUUGGCCCUCUUUAAAUGUUUGUCAUACUCUUAUCUAAGAAAGCUAACGAGGACUAAAGGUUUUUAAGAUAAAGGGAAAAGUCAUUUGUGAGAGAUUUACUUUUCAGUUCCUCAAAGUCUUUCCUUUUUCUUCUCGAACAGUAUUAUUUGCAAAGACAAGAAUUAACUUUAUCUAUAAUUAGAGAUGAUUAACUGUAAUAUUGGACUUGUUUUAUUAGGAAGUUAAAAGCUGCUCUCAAAUUAUAUAUGCAUAUACUGUGUGUAUGUGACAUGCACACAGUGGUGAGCUGCAAGACUUUGGAUACACAUACCCCAAGGUUCUGGUGCCCUUGUUAUAGCUACAAGAGCAAAGAUAGUUUUUGUUGUCAUUAGAACCCUAAAAAAAUAUGCACAGGUUUACUCAACCUUCAAAUCUCCAACAGGUAUAUCUUUUCACAAGAUUUUAACAAACUUUUAAGAUACAGAUUGUAUCACUACCUGUCUCUCUUAAAAUUGUUAAAUGCAUGGGGGGCGAGGGGGAAAUCAGGAGAAUAAUCUUUGUCCUGAAACUAAGUUUUUAACAAUUACAGAAAUCUGCUUCAGUAGCAGGCAUUUGCUUAAUGUUGGCUUUACUAAUUAAUGCACACAAAAAAAAAAGAUUGCUAUAUGCACAACAUAUCUCUCUCUCUGACACACGCGUACACACACACACCCUAAGUCAUCUCUCAGUCACACUCACAUCUGUCACACACCUUAAUCAUACACCACACACUGCAGUUUUAACUCUAUUCCCCUAUAAACCUUCAUAUGCCUGCUUAGGGAAUUUUUCACCAGUACAAGUAGCUAUGUGGAGAAAAGGUAGUUUGGAGAAGCAAUUUUAGUAUUGCAUGUAAAGUUGUGUUGCUUGCUCUGUGAUAUAUGCUAGCUGUAGUCACAGUAAGGUGUGUUGUGCCUGUGAGUGAAGGAGAAGAGGAUACGUACUACACCUCUACCCAGAUAUAACGCGACCCAAUAUAACACGAAUUUGGAUAUAAUGCGGUAAAGCAGUGCUCGGGGGGAGGGGCUGGGCUGCGCACUCGGGCAGAUCAAAGGGAGUUCGAUAUAAUGCAGUUUCACCUAUAACGCGGUAAGAUUUUUUUGGCUCCCGAGGACAGUGUUAUAUCGGGGUAGAGGUGCAUAAGGUUUAAUUGCCUUGCUGUCUGAGGUGUCCGCUAUGAUUUGUCCAAUGUAUAGCAACCCUAACUGCUUUAGUUUUUUGUUUCUUGGUAAUGUAAUGCUUAACUGGAGGUAAAGCAUAAAUAAAAUGGGGAUUGUAGACCUCCAGUGUGGGGAUAGAAGUGCAACUGCUGACUGACUAUUUUAUCAGCUGCUGAGUGCGAAUCCCCUUUUCUGCUGUAGGAUAAAGUCUAGCCAAAAAGUGAAGCUCCUAAUGGAGAAUGAUUGAUUGGAUCUGAGCACACACAGAUUUGAAGUUUGCAUAUGCCUGCCCCAUCCAGUCAAUCAGGCUAGCAUAUCCUCAGCCCCAUCAAUCAAAUUUGUGUAAAGUUGGCCAUAAUCACUCAGUGAGGUUUGUAUGCAUAAUCAGUUGUGUCUGUGUGCACUUGGACUCAUCAAUCAAGUUUAGGUGCACGGCACAUCAACUUCCAGUUAUAACAGGAACAGAUAAAAUAAUCCUAAAUACAGUAUUUAAAAAACAAACUAUCCAUUACAUCAGAUCUAUUCAGCAUCCACCUCUUUAGAAGGUUUUUUGUAGAUUGGUCAACAAUACAAAGUAGGACUACCAUGGGAAAAAUUAGAGCCCGAACCAAAUUCCAAAGGCUUCCCAUUUAAAAACAUUGAGGAGAAACAAAGUAAAAACUUGUAUCGUUCUUACACCCUCUGAAUUUUCUAACCCUGGGUGGUAUUUCACAGUGUGGCUCCCUAUUUUAGAGAGAGAGGUAUGUUGUCACAUUUUAGAUGCGGAGCUAACUAUGGAGUACCCACCAGGAGUGUCCAUAACUUUGUAUUCUGUAAUCUGUAUUUUGGGAUUUGAUAGGUGAUUUUAGGGUUUAUUUUUCGUGAAACCAUAUUUUAUCUGACCUUUACAAUAGCAGUGAAAUGGAUAUAUUUCACAGCUAUGAUUUUAGAAAAUAUUACACACUUCUAUGUUAUAAAAAAAAUACAAUACUAUCAAGCUAAAAGAACUAGAGCCAGAUGCACAGGAUUGCAGCAGGCAAUUUGCUCCAGUCAGCUGCACACUCAGAUACAUAGAUAACAUUGUCUUCCCCACCUACUAUCCAUAGCUUUCUUUUGAAACCUGCAUUUUUUUUCUAAAUUUGUCCUCUGAAUUUUUCAACACUCUGUAGUGGAAAUUUGCAAAAAGAAGGUGGAUUGAUAUAUUGUCCAAUUUUAAUGAAGAUUAUUUUGAGGACAGACACAUGUGAAUGAUAUCAUAAAAUGCAGAACAGAAGCAUUGUGAAUAAGCCUGUACGUACCUUGGGUUCAGAUGACAUCACAAAUAAUUUAAGCUUUGUUCUUAUGUGUUUCCAUUAUACAGACUGAACACCUUUAUUGAAUGGGUGUGUCUGGAUAUUACAUGCAGCUUUUUAUGUUACCUGUGUAAAAAUCACAUAUGUGCACACAUUAAUAUUUUUUAAACUAAGCUUGUAAAUCACCAGAUUUGCUCUGGGACAUCCAGAGGGACCAACAUAUUUUAGCAUUCAAAAUAUUAAUUUUAUAUCAUCUCAAGGGUAUACCAAAACAAUUUGAUAUAAGAGAUACUGAUGCAAAUGUUUAUUGUAAAUAUACAUACACUAUACAUUCAUUUCUUCAAGGUUCAUGCAUUUUAUUAAAUUGACAUAUUAGUAGCACUAAAGCCUCACUUCAGAUUACAGACGUGGCCUGACAGCUAUGGACAAACAUAAGGAGGAUUGUUGGAAACAGAUUGGUACUGAAAAGACUGAAAAGUCCCAUUUGGGAUACUGGAAUUCUUCAGGGACCUUCCAACCUUGAAAGCUGGAAUUCUGGGACGUUUGAGAAGUUGUCUGUUCAGCACUCGCCCUCUUUCUCCCCCAAAUUAAACUACUUUCACUUGUAAUCCUAAUGCGGACUUUGUAUAUAGGGAUAAUGACAUUGGGAUUGACUCUGUGAGGACUUUAAGCUAUUAAAUGAAGUAAGAGGCUAUUUUUUUAUUUUAUUUUUUUUACAAAAUAAUUGAGUUGAGUGCCAUGAAAUCUUCUCUUUUAGUUAGCUCCUUGUUUAUAUUGUGCCAUUGAAAUGAUUACGAGGGUGUUGAAAUUAUUAUACAUGUAAAAGAAAAGCUUCAAUGUCAGUUGCUUUAAACUUAAGUUACCUCUUAAAAGACCAAGGUACAUUUACCUCAUUGUGUAUAUAAUGUUUAAUAUUUUUCACAACAUUCUCCAAGUUUGCAAUUACAUGUUUCUAGAAAAUAUGGGUAUUGCUAAAUUUACAACUUCAGUGGUACUAACUGUAUUGUUUCUCAUGCUCAAAAUACGCACUCUUUAUUUUCUGUAUUUUAUUGUAUUUCUGUAUGUUUGUUGCUGCUUUGUCAAUGUAGCAUCUGCCCUUCCAGAGCUGUGUAGAAUAAUGCUUUGUAUAAAUUCUGCAUUUUGGGUGGUAAGCUUGAGAAUCCUGUACAGAUGAGUUUGUCAUUUUUUUUUUAAACCUUACAAACUUGUGCAUUUUCCCUUACAUUUCUGAAAAUUAUGUAUUGUAUUGGUAGAGUAUACAGUACAAUGGAUUGUAAAUAGGAAAGUAGAAGAGUGAUGCUUAUGUUAAGUGCUAACACUACAGUAGAAAGAUUAAAGCAAUGGAAAUAAAUUACUUUUUUCAAAGUA